AUGAGUAUAAUUGUACCAGGUAGAUUCGAUUUAGUAAACAAAAAAUUUGAUAAUUUAACCAUUGAUAAUAUUGAGAAAUCAAUUGGUGAAUAUAAUUAUGUUAAUAACGAUUCAAAAGAUUUAAAAAGUUAUCAUAUUUUAGAUUUAUCAGGAAAUGUUAUAUUUAAUAUAUCUUUACACUCAAUUUCAACAAACUUUAGUCAUAUUACAGAACUCUAUUUAAUCAAUAAUGAAUUAAAAGAAAUUCCACAAGAAAUCAACACCCUUAUAAAUUUAAAAAAAUUAUAUGUUUCAAAAAAUAAAUUAGAAUCAAUAUCAAAUAUAAAUAAAUUAGAAAAAUUAGAAAUUUUAGAUUUAAGAGCAAAUAGAAUCACACAAAUAAAAAAUAUUGAAAAUAAUUUAAAAUUAAACUACAUAUCACUAUCAAAUAAUUUAAUUGAAUCGAUUGAUGGUUUUCCAAUAUUAUUAAAUUUAGAAACUUUAUUUUUAUUUUCCAACCAAAUUAAAGAUUUUAAUAGUUUUUGUAAAGAUUUAAAAACCAAAUCUCCAAAUGUUUCAAAAUUAUUGGUCGAAAAUAAUCCAAUGUUGGUAAAUGUAAAGUCAACUUAUAUCCAAACUAUCAAGGAAUCAUUACCUAAAAUUGCCACAAUAGAUUUUCAAAAAAUAAAUUAA
Messenger RNA from Dictyostelium purpureum, 672 nucleotides. RefSeq lists its product as uncharacterized. NCBI's taxonomy places the organism in Eukaryota, Evosea, Eumycetozoa, Dictyosteliales, Dictyosteliaceae. Bases 1 to 672 code for a protein of 223 amino acids. The record is from RefSeq and is a predicted model, not a curated record. The transcript has 4 exons. Gene Ontology annotation, molecular function: protein binding.